Messenger RNA from Adineta steineri, 1260 nucleotides. NCBI's taxonomy places the organism in Eukaryota, Metazoa, Rotifera, Eurotatoria, Adinetida, Adinetidae. The record is from the annotation of a GenBank genome assembly.
AUGAAAUAUUCCCUCGUAAGUUUACUCUUUGUCUCUUUAAUAGUUCUAAAAACAAGUUCAUUAAAAUCUGAUGAAUAUAUUGAUGCAUUAGAAGAUUUAAUUAAAAAUGAAGAAUUUGUUGAAGAAUAUAGUUUAUGGUCAUUGAAAUUAUUUACAACAAAAGAUUAUAUUUAUGGACCAAAACCAAAAAAUUUUCCAUGUAAUAAAAAUUUACAACGAAAAGUAAAUGAUUCAAUAACAGUUCAUAGUCUUCUUCCAAAUGAUAUUCAAUGUGUUGGAGCAAUAGGUGAUAGUUUAACAGCUGCAUUAGGUGCACAUGCUUUAACACCAAUUGGAUUAUUUACAGAAAAUCGAGGUGUAUCAUGGUCUGCUGGAGGAGAUUAUUCAUAUAAUAAACUUAUGACAUUACCAAAUAUUCUUCGUGAAUAUAAUUCUCAAUUAAAAGGUUAUUCAACAAAAAGUUCAUUGAUUUUUGGUAAAGGUCAAAAUUCUUCACAUAAUGGUCUUAAUUGUGCUAAAUCUGGUGAUCGAUCUUAUCAUAUGAUUGAUCAAGCACAUAUUCUUUAUGAAAGAUUAAAUUCAAAUGAUAUUUGUAAUAUGAAAGAUGAUUGGAAAAUGAUUACAUUUUUUGUUGGAGGAAAUGAUUUAUGUAUAUUUUGUGAAGAUUUAAAUAAACAUAAUCCAGUAAAUUUUACAAAAUAUAUUGAAGAAACAUUAGAUUUUCUUCAUGCAAAUUUUCCUCGAACAUUUGUUAAUCUUGUUCUUGUUCUUGAUGUACGUUCAGUUGAAAAAUUAAAUGCUGGAGGAACUGUUUGUCGUUUAAUGCAUAAUAAAACAUGUCCAUGUGCAGCUUAUCCAAGUCCAGAUGAUAGAAGAACAUUACAAGAAUGGAUACCUUUAUAUCAUAAAAAUCUUGUUGAUUUAAUUAAUACUGGAAAAUAUGAUACAGGUGAUGAUUUUACUGUUGUUAUUCAACCAUUUAUGGCUCAUACACAAGUUCCAGUAGUUGAUGGAGAAAUUGAUUAUAGUUUUUUUGCUCCAGAUUGUUUUCAUUUUAGCGGUAAAGGACAUUCUCGUGCAUCACUUUCAUUAUGGAAUAAUAUGAUUGAACAAGUUGGACGUAAAAGAUGGGAAUGGCAUACUGGUGAAGAACUUGAAUGUCCAACUGAAGAACGACCUUAUUUUUCUACACGAUUAAAUUCUGCUCAAUCAUCUGAAGUUAUUCCUCAAAUUAAAAAAAAAAAACCUACAUUAAUUUAA